Vitis vinifera (wine grape) is the source of this 3936-nucleotide messenger RNA. Its product is annotated as LRR receptor-like serine/threonine-protein kinase RPK2. Bases 339 to 3707 code for a protein of 1122 amino acids. NCBI's taxonomy places the organism in Eukaryota, Viridiplantae, Streptophyta, Magnoliopsida, Vitales, Vitaceae. The record is from RefSeq and is a predicted model, not a curated record. Gene Ontology annotation, molecular function: protein kinase activity; protein binding; ATP binding. Gene Ontology annotation, biological process: protein phosphorylation. The transcript has a single exon.
CCAUUAUCCGGUAGGUGUGAUGGGGAGGUGUCUGUCGUUGACGGACCCAUUCAUUUAUUGACCGGCACGCGGACCACCAUGUCACCGGCAAAGUCCACGUGGACCCCACACGUUGUAGAAAGGCAAAAAAUAAAAAAAACUACACUUCUACUCAAAAAACGCACGACUCUAACCCCGAAGGCUGCUGCUUCUUCCUCGCUUCUUCUCAGCCUAUGAAGAGGAAAAACCCUAAUCAAAACGCGUCUUUUUGAAAGCUACAGGCUUUUCUUCUUCUGGAGGAGGGGAUUUGGGGUUUGUUAGGUGAGUUAAGAGGUUUUUUUGGAGGGUUUUCAGGCAAAAUGAGAUGGGAUUGUGGCUUUUGUAAAACCCUAGCUUGGUUGGAUCUGUUGUUUCUCUUCUGCGUUUUUUUUUCGGUUUAUGGAAGGGUGUUUUCGGGGGAAGUGGUUUCCGAGAGGGAGAUUCUUCUCGAAUUCAAGAGCUCAGUGUCUGAUCCGUAUGGGGUUCUGUCCAGCUGGAGCUCAGAGAACUUGGAUCACUGUUCUUGGGCCGGCAUCUCCUGCGACUCCAAUUCUAGGGUUUCUUCGUUGAAAAUCACUGGCGGCGGAGGUAAGUCUGGAGCUUUUUCUUGUUCAAAGUUUUCGCAGUUUCCGUUUCAUGGUUUUGGAAUCAGAAGGGAUUGUUUUAAUGGGAGUGGGAGGUUGGUCGGAGAACUGUCUCCGGUGGUCUCGAAACUCACUGAACUUAGGAUUUUUUCGCUUCCUUUUCAUGAAUUUAGUGGUGAAAUUCCUAAUGAAAUAUGGGGUUUAGAAAAGUUAGAGGUACUUGAUCUUGAGGGCAAUGCAUUUACCGGAAAUUUGCCUGGCGAAUUCUCUGGUUUGAGGAAAUUGCAGGUGUUAAACCUUGGAUUUAAUAUAAUUGCUGGGGAGAUUCCGUUUUCACUGUCAAAUUGUGUUAAUUUGCGGAUUUUGAAUUUAGCUGGGAAUGAAGUGAACGGAAGAAUUCCAGGGUUUAUUGGUAGUUUUCCCAAGUUACAGGGGCUUUAUUUGUCUCACAAUGGGAUGAUUGGAACAGUUCCGGUUGAGAUUGGAAAUAAUUGUUGGAAUCUUGAGCAUAUUGAUUUGUCAGGUAAUUUCCUAGUUGGUGUUAUUCCACAGAGCUUGGGGAAUUGUAGACGGUUACGAACACUUUUGUUGUUCUCAAAUAAGUUUGAUGAUGUCAUUCCUCGUGAGCUCGGUCGUCUGCGGAAGCUUGAGGUUCUAGAUUUGUCGAGAAACAGUCUUAGUGGUCCCAUCCCUUCUGAGCUUGGAGAUUGUGUUGAGCUGUCAAUUCUUGUCCUUACGAAUCUGUUUGAUCCACUUCCAACUGAUAGGAGUCUACGUGGAAAGCUGGUAAGUGAUACCGCUGAUGAUAAAAAUCAUUUCCAAGGUUCCAUUCCUAUGGAAAUUACAACCCUUCCAAAGCUAAGACUACUGUGGGCGCCUAGGGCAACACUUGAAGGCAAGUUUCCCAGCAAUUGGGGCACUUGCAGCAGCUUGGAAAUGGUAAGCUUGGCCCAAAACCAUUUCACAGGGGCAAUCACUGGAGUGUUUGCCAGCUGUAAGAACCUACAUUUUCUGGAUUUGAGUUCAAACAGGCUGACUGGCGAGCUUGAUGAGAAACUUCCUGUUCCAUGCAUGAACGUCUUUGAUGUUAGUGGGAACUUCAUCUCAGGUCCCAUCCCCUAUUUUAAUCACCAUGACUGCCUCCACAUGGCCUCAUGGAAGUUAAGUUUCAUGGAGCGGUACAACCCAUCCUUGGGGUACUUAUCAUUUUUCACAGAUAAGACUCGUUUUGAAACCUCUUUACCAUUUUCUGAUGCUAGUCUUGCUGUGAUCCAUAAUUUUGGUCAGAAUCAGUUCACUGGUCAGAUACCAUUGCAACAUAUUUCACUGCAAAGAUUGAGGAAGCAGACUGAAUAUGCGUUUCUUGCUGGUGGGAAUAGACUCUUUGGAUCUUUUCCUGGAAACUUCUUUGGACAAUGCAACAGAUUGAAUGGAUUGCUCGUUAAUGUCAGCGACAACCGGAUAUCUGGUGUGUUAGAGACUGGUACAAUCUGCAGAUCUCUUAAGUUUUUGGAUGUCUCUAAGAACCAGAUUUCUGGUUCAAUACCUCGAGGUCUUGGAGAUUUGCAAUCUCUCAUUGUUCUUGAUUUGAGUGGGAACAAAUUGCAAGGUCAGAUUCCUGUGGAGCUUGGCCAGCUGAAGUAUCUUAAGUAUCUGUCUUUGGCUGGUAACAACCUUACUGGUGGCAUCCCUUCUAGUUUCAAACAUGUACGCUCUCUUGAGGUGUUAGAACUUUCUUCAAACUCUCUGUCUGGUGAGAUUCCACAAGGUCUUGUAGAGUUGAGAAACCUAACUGUUCUUCUGCUCAACAACAAUGAACUCUCGGGACCGAUUCUCUCUGAUUUGACUCAAGUGAAAUCACUCUCUGCAUUUAAUGCAUCCUUUAAUGACUUGUCUGGACGAUCACAGUUGGACAACAAUGUGAUGCUUGGAAGUCCUUCUCAUCAUUCUGGCCACAGGCAUUUCCUAGCUGAGCAGUCUUUGGAUCAUUCAAAGAGCAAUGGGAGUUCAGCCACUCCAUUACAAAGUUCUUCUGAAGAUGAUGAUGAUGAUGAUGGGCUCAGUUCUAUUGAGAUUGCAUCCAUAAUUUCUGCAUCUGCUAUUUUUUCUGUUCUUGUGGCUUUGCUCGUUCUCUUCUUUUACACGAGAAAAUGGAUCCCCAAGUCCCGGGUUCAGGGUUCUGAGACAAGGGAAAUUACAGUUUUCACUGAUAUUGGUGUUCCAUUGACAUUUGAGAAUAUAGCUUGGGCAACUGGGAAUUUCAAUGCCAGCAACUGCAUUGGGAAUGGAGGUUUUGGUGCCACUUAUAAGGCUGAGAUUUCACCAGGAGCCCUAGUGGCUGUGAAGAGACUGGCUGUUGGGAGGUUCACUCAAGGUGUUCAGCAGUUUCAUGCAGAGGUUAAAACCCUUGGAAGGAUUCGACACCCAAAUCUCGUAACUUUAAUAGGUUACCAUGCUAGUAAAACAGAGAUGUUCCUGAUAUACAAUUAUUUGCCUGGUGGUAAUUUGGAAAAUUUUAUCCAGGAAAGAUCUGCAACAGCUGUUAAUUGGAAGAUUCUUCACAAGAUUGCUUUGCAUAUAGCCAGUGCACUUGCAUAUCUGCAUGACCAAUGUAGUCCACGGGUCCUCCACCGUGAUGUCAAGCCUAGUAAUAUCUUGUUGGAUAAUGACUUUAAUGCUUAUUUGUCAGACUUUGGAUUAUCUAGGCUAUUGGGGACUUCUGAAACACAUGCAACAACUGGUGUGGCAGGAACAUUUGGGUAUGUAGCUCCAGAAUAUGCUAUGACUUGUCGUGUGUCCGAGAAGGCUGAUGUUUACAGCUAUGGUGUAGUGCUCCUUGAGCUGAUUUCAGAUAAGAAAGCAUUGGACCCUUCAUUUUCUUCACAUGCAAAUGGCUUCAACAUUGUUUCAUGGGCAUGCAUGCUAUUGCGGCAGGGUCAGGCGAAGGAUGUUUUCAAUGAAAGGCUAUGGGAUUCAGGUCCUCAUGAUAACCUGGUAGAUGUACUUCAUUUGGCUGUUAUGUGCACUGUUGAGUCAUUCUCCAUCAGGCCAACCAUGAAGCGGGUAGUGCAACGGUUGAAACAACUGCAGCCGCCCUCAAACUAGCAAUAGAAAAGAUCUGUAAGUUGCAUAGAUGCCAUAUUGGUUGCAGUUUCCAUAAUAAUAUGUCAUCCACCAUUUUCUGUCCUUGCAUCAGGACAACUUAUGGAUGAAUCUGCAGAAGAAUGCAGAUGAUAUUCAUCCUCUGUGCUGAGCAAUUUUCAGAACCUCCUUUCAUUGUACAUGUACCUCUGUUCAUUUUGCAUCUCAAAUAUAGAUCAAAGCAUUCAGAGAA